This is a messenger RNA of Anopheles bellator, 5934 nucleotides long. It is a transcript of the gene Sbf, whose product is annotated as myotubularin-related protein 13. The record is from RefSeq and is a predicted model, not a curated record. The transcript is spliced from 14 exons. Bases 1 to 5934 code for a protein of 1977 amino acids. NCBI's taxonomy places the organism in Eukaryota, Metazoa, Arthropoda, Insecta, Diptera, Culicidae.
AUGUCGCGGCUUGCCGAUUACUUCGUCAUUGUCGGUUACGAUCACGAGAAAGAGCGAACCGGCUCGAGGACGGGAAAGAUUCUACAGAGAUUUCCCGAGAAAGACUGGCCCGACACACCGUUCAUCGAAGGAAUAGAAUGGUUCUGUCAACCACAAGGCUGGGCCUUGUCGACCGUGCGCCAGGAGCCACAGUUUUUCGUGUCGGUACUAACCGACAUGGACGGUAAUCGGCACUACUGUGCCUGCUUGUGUUUCAACGAAACGAUUGCCAUCACACCCAGCAAACCGAUCGAUGAGGAGGAAGAGGACGAUAAUCUGUCUCCGUCGGCCAGCGCAGCGGUACUGUCCAGUGGUCCGCCGUCGAUCACUCACCACAGCAUCAUGUAUGCCCCGAAGUGUCUCGUAAUCGUGUCGCGGCUCGAGUACAUUGAAGCGUUCCGUAACUGCCUCGGCACCAUCUACACCGUGUACUUGGAGAGCCUCAAGUUUCAGCUCCACUACCUGAUCGGGAGCAUCCUCGGUUGUAUUCAGGUCCCACCACCCGGUGGCCCACCCGUACGCUUUUCGAUCGGGGCCGGCGAUAAACAGAUCCUGCAGCCACCGCUCUCCAACACUCUGCCGGUGACCGGUUCCUGUGUCAGUUUGUUGUUUCAUCAGCUCGGCAUCAAGAACGUGAUGUUGCUGUUCUGUGCGGUAAUGACCGAGCACAAGAUCCUGUUUCACUCGACGAGCUACACACGACUAACGGAUAGCUGUCGGGCACUGACUGCCCUGAUGUAUCCGUUUCGCUACAGUUUAGUGUACAUUCCGAUACUGCCUGCGUCGCUGCUUGAAGUACUGUCGAUGCCAACGACGUUCAUCAUGGGCAUUCAUAGCUCGUUGCGGAGUGAGAUCAGUGAAAUUUUGGACGUGAUCGUAGCCGAUCUCGAUGGUGGAUCGAUACACAUUCCGGAAUCGUUGGUACCGCCCGUCGCCCGACUUCCGGCCUCGCUGUGGGAUGCGACGGAAAACGCGUUGCGUACGGUACUGCACCCAGAGCUGGCGCUGGCUGAUUUGGCCUUUCCCUCCGCGAUACAGUUCUUCCGGGAGCAGCGAAACGACGUGAUGCUCGAUAAGGAGAUCCGGGCCGUGUUUAUGCGCCUUUUUGCGCAGCUGCUCCAGGGCUAUCGGUCCUACCUCACGUUGAUACGUAUCAACCCGAAACCGAUCAUCCAGUUCCAUCGAGCCGGCUUUUUGGGGGCUCGUGAGCUAGUGGAUUGCGAAUUUUUGUCCCGCGUCCUCGACAGCAUGUUCUUUACCGGGUUCGUGACGGAACGGGGACCACCGUGGCGGGCGUGUGACGCUUGGGACGAACUGUACAGUACGAUGAACGAUUUGCUCAAAACGGAAGCGAACGAUGGGUCGCUGGUGCUGAUACACAUCCAGGAACUGGCCCGGCAGCUGUUUACAAACGAGUUCCCCAACCCGCAACCGUUUCAGCAGAAAGUGUUACGACCCCCCGAGGGGGCCUUUGCUCGAAUCCACCAACCGCCGAUGCCACUGAUUGAUGCUCAGGACGUGCAGUGCGUGAUCGACGAUGGGUUGAAGGCGAACGAUCUGCAAUCUCGUAUGCAGCCUGUGCGGGUAAAGUUACGGAUCGUCCCGAUGGGCCCUUAUCUGAAACCGGCCCCACAGGAGAUGCGGCCGAUCGUUAAUAACAGUGCACGGAAACUCGAGGUGCUGCGGAACUGUAUUAGUUGCAUUUUCGAUAACAAAAUCACCGAAGCCCGUAAAAGCUUUCCAGCCGUUCUGCGGAUACUGAAGCAGCGGGAAGCGCGCCUCACGAUGUGCCGCGAGCUGGCAAAGAUCGCCCACGGGAACAAACAGCUCGAUCACCAGCAGUUCGACCUCGUGAUCAAGCUCAUGAACCGCGCGUUGCAGGAUGACUCGGUGAAGGAUGAGUACGGUGUGGCGGCAGCCUUGUUGCCCCUUUCGUCCCUCUUCUGCCGCAAGCUGUGCACCGGAGUGAUACAGUUUGCGUACACCUGCAUCCAGGACCAUCCGGUGUGGAAAUCGCAACAGUUCUGGGAAGACGCUUACUAUCAGGAGGUACAGACAGCGAUCAAGGAGCUCUACCUGCCGCUAGCGAACUGUUCGCGGGACAAAGUUUCGAUGCUGUCUCGUGCGCAGGAACCUUCGGCACUGGAGAUCGCGGCAGAUCAGAUGCGCGAGUGGGUCGCCAUGGACAGCGUUGGGCAGCAGGAGCUGAUCAACAAGGAAGAGAGCACCCUCUACAGUCACGCUAUUUACUAUGCCAACCGGAUGGUGUACCUGUUGGUGCCGCAAGAUGUCGGCGGGUUGGUUGGUGGCCGGGCGCCACGGGCCGACGGUCAUCGUGCGGAGGACGAUACGAGCGUUUCGAACAGUGUGAUCGAAUCGCGGAGCCACAACAGCGAUCGGAACAGUGACGAAGGGUUCGAAGAGCAGCACGACCCGGGCGAAACGGGUAGCGCGGUAGCGAAGAUGGUGUGCAAGUUUAUCGAUCGCGUGUGCACGGAAGGUAACGUGACGGCGGAACAUGUUCGCAAUCUGCACCAGAUGGUGCCGGUCACGAUUCAGAUGCACAUCGAAACGCUUGAGGCGGUGGCACGGGAAGCGAAGCGUAUCCCGCCGAUUCAGAAGCCGAAGCUGCAGUACCCGGUGCUGCUGCAGGAGGAGAAGAUUAUUGGGGAACUGCGGGCGUACUUGUUGGCGGACGGGCGCGAAGAUAAGGAAGGUGGUGGAAGUGGCACACUGUUGCCUGCGGAAGGCGCCCUUUUCUUGACCAACUAUCGGAUCGUUUUCCGAGGCUCGCCGUGUGAUUCGUACUCGUGCGAACAGAGUGUCGUGCGAGCGUUUCCGAUCUCUUCGCUGACGAAAGAGAAGCGCCUCACGGUCAUCUACCUGCAGCACCUGGAACAGGUGCUGCCGGAGGGUAUGCAGCUACGCUCCGGGACAUUCCAGCUGAUCAAGGUAGCGUUCGACGAGGAGGUACCGCAGGAGCAGGUUGAAGCGUUCCGGAAAGCGGUGCACAAGAUGCGCCAUCCGGAGGAUGAACUUGGCCACUUUGCUUUUGCCACGCACGGACUGGGACUGCACGUUGGGCUGGCCGGUGGCCACAAGGUGAAGGAGAAAAAUGCCACGUUGAAGGACUUUGCGAAGAAAACUCUCCUUCGGACGGCGAAGAAGGCCGGUUUCAAGCAGAAAAGUGGCGCCACGAAACGAAAGUACAUUCUACCCGCCGUUGGAGGUGGCGGUUUGAGCGAACAAAACAACAACAGCCACCUGAUGCUCGACGAUGAGAACGUGUCGGAUGAAGGCAACGAUACGCUGCCCCGGGUGCAAGUGAAGGACGUGGAGCGACUAAAGGAGCGUAGCUACGUGCGGGACUGGUUACGACUGGGAUUGGGCGACGUGCAGACGACCGGCUACCGGAUCAGUGCGGUCAACAGCAACUAUAGCGUGUGUCGCACGUACCCAGCGAUGAUGGUGUGCCCGAAGGAGAUGUCGGAUGAUGCGUUACGCUGUAUGGCCCGGUGCUACAAACAGCACCGGAUACCGGUGGCCACCUGGAGGCACCGGAAUGGGGCCACCUUACUCCGUGGUGCCGUUCCGCAGGCGAAGGGCGUGAUGGGAAUGAUGCUCAAGGGGCACCCGGGCUCGGCAAACACGUCGACCGAAUCGACGAGCUUCCAGGAGCAGGAUCGCUACUUUGUUCAGGUGAUCAAAAUGACGCCACACACGCGUACCAUUCGCCACCAAACGUGGGGUUUGUCGGACUCGAAUAUUUCGCUCGACUCGUUGGCCCUCGCUGCGAGUAAUUUGAUGAGCCGCUCGGAUAUGUCCACCCUAACCCCGGACAUUGCACGCAAGCAGCAGCACCACGGUGAAAGUGGUGGUGGUGGCGGCGGCGGUGGAGCUGGAGGAGGUAGUUCGGGUGGCGGAGGUCAAUCGCAGCCCCAUUACACCUUUCAACGCGUUCCGUUGUACUUUUUGGGCGAAAAAUCACAGUCAAAAUCGGCCAAACUGUCGGAAAUGUACGCCGAGUUCAUUCCGGUCGACUACACGGACGUGCGGCAUUCGCGUACCGCGUUCAAGAAGCUAAUGCGGGCUUGCCUACCAUCGUGCGAUACGAACGAACCGGAUCAGACGUUUGCGAAGCUCAUCGAGCAGUCGGAUUGGUUGCAGCAGAUCCGUGGAUUAUUGCAGCUCUCUGGGGCCGUGGUCGAUUUGAUGGAUCUGCAAGAGUCGAGCGUUACGCUGGCACUCGAGGAUGGAUGGGAUGUUACGGCACAGAUUUCAUCACUGGCGCAGCUCUGCCUGGAUCCGUACUAUCGCACGAUCGAGGGCUUUCGGGUACUGAUCGAAAAGGAGUGGCUCGCGUUCGGGCACCGGUUUGGCCAUCGGAGCAACUUGAAGCCCAACAGCAGCUCAGGGUCCCCGUUUGCGCCCACCUUUCUCCAGUUUCUCGAUGCAGUCCAGCAGAUACAGCAGCAGUUUCCGCUGGCGUUCGAAUUUAACGAGUUCUACCUGCGCUUUCUGGCGUACCACCACGUGUCGUGCCGGUUCCGGACGUUCCUGUUCGACUGCGAACUAGAGCGGGUCGAGUUUGGUAUAACGGCGAUCGACGAUAAGCGCGGAUCACUCAACUCGCACCACAAACACGUAGUCGAAACGCUCACGAUCUCCGACGACGACAACCACAUCUACCCGGGCAUGGUGGUAACCCGCGCGGUUGGCGGGCGGGCGAAUUCCAACACGCAAAAGUUUGGUCCUUCGCUGUUCGACUACAUCGAACGGCAGCAUGCCAAGUCGCCGAUGUUCUACAACUUCAUGUUCACCCCGGACCCGGAGCGGACUGUGCUCCGGCCGCAGAGCGCUAUCUCGGUGCUGGAGAUCUGGUCAUACUACUUGGGCGAGGAACUUGCCCAAGGGCCACCGUACGAUCCCGAUACGACAACGGCCAUUUCGGGCCCACUCGGUGCCAUGAUGCGACAACCGCGACGAAGGGUGGUCACGGUGAACUAUGACAGUCUUAGUCGGUACGAGGCGGAUGCAUUCACGAAGCUGCUCGAGGAACUAAAAGCGGCGGAAGCCGAACGGGGACUGUUGCCACAAAAGUGGCGCCAGGUGUGGGAUAAGUUGGAGUUACCGCAUUCCGACUCUUUGACCAGGCACGCCUCAUUCAGCAGUGCCCUGGUGCGUUCGCACGGGCGAUUACUUCACAAGCGCUCGACACUCGAAAUUCUCAUGCGCGGCCGGCAAGCUGGUUUCCAUCAGGAGAACUUCCUGCAUCCGCAUCGCUUCGAGAAGCAUGUCUACUCCGCACCGAUCAACUGCAACCAUUGCGGCAACGUUCUGUGGGGUCCUCUAUUGAAUGGUUUAAGAUGCGUUGACUGUGGCAACACGUAUCACGAAAAGUGUGCGGAAUCGGUUCCUAAAAACUGUACCAAAUACAAGGCCGUCGAGGGCGGCAACCAGCCGACUCUGGCACGAACGCAGGGCGAUAAUAAUAGCGUGUCCUCGAGCGUCAACACUACUAACACCAACAGUCAACACUACUACGAGCAGUACGAUAGCAAGGUGGCCGAUGAUCGCACACAUGAAGGCUAUCUGUACAAACGCGGGGCCAUCCUCAAGAACUGGAAACAACGCUGGUUCGUGCUGGAUUCCCACAAACACCAGCUGCGAUACUACGACACGAUGGAUGAUUGUAGCUGUAAAGGAUACAUUGAACUCGCAGAAGUGCAAUCCGUCGCUCAAGCCCCACCGCAAACUGCACCAGCGCCCUCAAAGAAGGUCGAUGAUCGUGCAUUUUUCGAUCUCAAAACCAGCCGCCGUACGUACAACUUCUACGCACAGGAAGCUUCCAGUGCACAGGAGUGGAUCGAAAAGAUUCAAGCCUGCUUGCAGUAA